AUGGUUCAAGAUCUCGACUUCGGUACGCGCGGAUGGGGAGAGACGCUGCCUGUUCAAGAGCGCCAUGAAGUUUACCAAGCAAUCGACCCCACCGACGCUUAUUCCUCUCAGGCUUUCAAAGGCAAAGCUGUCUUCAUCACGGGCGGCUCGCGUGGCAUUGGCCGUGCCACCGCACUGACCUUCGCGAAGGCUGGUGCAUCCGUGGCCAUCUUCGCUCGCUCAUCUACCGGUCUGGAUGAGAUUAAGGCUCUCAUACUCAAGGAGAUGCCGCAGACUAAGGUAGAGAAGUUCGUCGCCGACGUCACGAGAGCCACAGAGGUCGAGAGCGCUGUUGAUGCGGCGGCCAAGGCAUUCGGGAGGCUAGAUAAUGUCGUGGCUAAUGCGGGGUACACCAACCGCAUUGACACGCUACUGGAAGAGCGCACGUCUGCAGAAUGGUGGCGCACCUUCGAGGUCAACGUCCUGGGGGUGUACAAUACCGUAAGACCGGCGUUGAAGCACUUGAAGAAGGCCGAUGGGUACUUUCUGGCGACCACAUCAGUCGGCGCACAGCUCCGCACUCCGUACGCGAGCGACUAUCAGACGUCGAAGCAUGCGCUCAACCGACUCGUCGAGUUCAUCGCAUUCGAGAAUGCCCCUGUCAAAGUCUUCUCCUUACACCCGGGCGCCGUAGCCACCAAGAUCGCUAAGACGACCGGCCUAGAGGAGAGAGGGUUCAAGUUCAUCGACCCGCCUGAGUUGGCCGCGUCGACGAUGCUGUACCUCUGCUCCGGCAAGGUUGACUGGCUCAGCGGUCGUUAUGUCAGUGUGAACUGGGAUCUGGGCCAGGUUGAGUCUGAGUGGAAGGAAAGGAUCUUGGAGAAGGACUUACUCGUGAACAAGCUUGACGUAGUGGGCUCAGCGUAG
Peniophora sp. CBMAI 1063 is the source of this 906-nucleotide messenger RNA. Lineage: Eukaryota; Fungi; Basidiomycota; Agaricomycetes; Russulales; Peniophoraceae. The record is from the annotation of a GenBank genome assembly.